Penicillium brevicompactum is the source of this 702-nucleotide messenger RNA. Its product is annotated as riboflavin synthase. Gene Ontology annotation, biological process: riboflavin biosynthetic process. The record is from RefSeq and is a predicted model, not a curated record. Bases 1 to 702 code for a protein of 233 amino acids. Lineage: Eukaryota; Fungi; Ascomycota; Eurotiomycetes; Eurotiales; Aspergillaceae. Gene Ontology annotation, molecular function: riboflavin synthase activity. The transcript has 3 exons.
AUGUUUACAGGUCUUGUUGAAACGAUCGGAACUGUCACGGCCCUGGAGCCCCUCGACACCUCCGCAAGCGGGGGCGGGGGAACCUCACUGACGAUCUCUGACUGUGAGGAGAUUCUCACAGACGCCCACCUAGGCGACAGUAUCGCCGUGAAUGGAACCUGUCUCACGGUGACCGCGUUCGACAAGACGUGGUUCAAGGUCGGCUGUGCGCCGGAGACACUGCGACGCACGAAUCUAGGCUCUCUGGAGAAGAACUCAUACGUCAAUCUUGAACGCGCCGUUUCCGCCGAUACCCGGAUGGGAGGACACUUCGUACAGGGCCAUGUCGAUACCGUUGCGGAGAUCCUGUCUGUCACACCCGAUGGAAACUCGAAGGUGUUCCGCCUGCAGCCGCGGGAUCGGUCCAUCUUGCGCUAUGUGGUCGAGAAGGGAUAUGUCACCCUUGACGGUGCCAGUUUGACUGUGACUAAUGUGGUGGACGGAGAGGAUGGUUACUGGGAGGUCAUGCUUAUUGCGUACACGCAAGAGAAGGUUGUCACGGCCUCGAAGAAGCCCGGGGAUCUUGUCAAUGUUGAGAUCGACAUUGUGGGCAAGUACGUUGAGAAGAGCGUACAGGGUUACUUCGCUGGUGCUGGGGGAGGCGACUUUGCUAUUCUCGAAAAGAUGGUGCACCGCAUCGUCGAUGAAAAGCUCAAGAAAUAA